Molecule: messenger RNA, 1035 nt
Organism: Rubroshorea leprosula
Lineage: Eukaryota; Viridiplantae; Streptophyta; Magnoliopsida; Malvales; Dipterocarpaceae
Source: the annotation of a GenBank genome assembly
AGUUUAAUGUGGCUGAAGCAGGAAGCAGUUUCAAGGGUUGAAUAUCUCAUAAAAUCUUUGGUCUACUUUAUGUUGCAUUAGGUAACAAGAUGAUGAUAGAGGAAACAAAGCGCAGUAUCCAUGAUGCUUUAUGUGUGGCUAGGAAUCUGAUCCGCAAUAAUUCUAUUGUCUAUGGUGGUGGGUCAGCGGAGAUUUCUUGCUCAAUUGCCGUAGAGGCAGCUGCAGAUAAGUAUCCAGGAGUUGAGCAGUAUGCUGUCAGGGCAUUUGCAGAUGCUUUGGAUUCUAUUCCCAUGGCACUUGCAGAGAAUAGUGGGCUCCAACCUAUUGAGACACUUUCUGCUGUGAAAUCUCAGCAAAUUAAGGAGAACAACCCUAACUGUGGAAUAGACUGUAAUGAUGUUGGCACAAAUGAUAUGUGUGAACAAAAUGUCUUUGAGACCCUCAUUGGCAAGCAGCAGCAAAUCUUGUUGGCAACACAAGUUGUCAAGAUGAUAUUGAAAAUUGAUGAUGUUAUCUCUCCGUCAGACUACUGAUACAGCAGCCCAGUGUUUCAAGUGAUUGCUUAACCAAGGGAAGGAGGUUGGAUUAGUGUGUUGGCUUGACAUGGCUUCUGAGUAAUUUUGGAACCAUAUGCUCACUUGAUUGAAGCAUUUUUUCUUAUAUUUUUGAACUGCCAUUUCUUGGCCUUGUAGAAUUUUAACUCUUCUUGUUUAUCAGUUUAUUUUGCUUGUUCUUAUCCCUUAAUUUAUUUGAUGGUCAAAUCUUUCUUCCUGGACAUAGGGGACACUGGAUUAUGAUGUUGCAAGGGUAUCUACUUGACAUGGGUCUUUCUGCACUUAUGAUCAUAGUCCAUUACAAUGUAUUUGCUUAUGAAAACGUCUUUUGGUCCCACAUGCAAGUUGGGACCCAAUAUGCAAGUUGAGACUCAAUAUGCAAGUUGAGACUCAAAUUCAGUAUGGCCUUGGUCAUGCCAAUUAUCCUAUUGUUGUUUAUGUACUUGUCUUUAAUGUGGUACAUAGGCUAUGAGAAUUAUCU